Molecule: messenger RNA, 1264 nt
Organism: Harpia harpyja (harpy eagle)
Lineage: Eukaryota; Metazoa; Chordata; Aves; Accipitriformes; Accipitridae
Gene: WBP1
Product: WW domain binding protein 1
Exons: 4
Coding region: 126-1118 (330 amino acids)
Molecular function (GO): WW domain binding
Source: RefSeq, a predicted model, not a curated record
GGCCAGGCGGCCGGGAUGGCGGCGGCGGCGGCGGCGACGGGGCAGCGGCUGCUGCUGCGGGCGGCGGGGGCCGGGGCCGGGGCGGCCGAGCCGGCGCGGGGCCGCGGCGGGCUGUAGGCGGCGCCAUGGAGCGGCCCGGGAGCGGCGGCGCCGAGGGGGCCUGGGCCGCGCUGCUGGGCCGGCAGCACCAGCAGGCCCGGGAGUACUGCCCGGGGGUGAACAACCAGCCCUACGUGUGCGAGACCGGGCACUGCUGCGGGGAGACCGGCUGCUGCACCUACUACUACGAGCUGUGGUGGUUCUGGCUCCUCUGGACCAUCCUCAUCCUCUUCAGCUGCUGCUGCGCCUACCGGCACCGCCGGGCCAAGCUGCGCCUGCAGCAGCAGCAGCGGCAGCGGGAGAUCAACCUCAUCGCCUACCACGGUGCCUGCAACUACCCCGCCUCCAUGAUGGACCUCAGGAUGCUGGCUUCCUUCAAGCUGCCUGCCUACGAGGAGGUGGCCCACCGGCCCAGCACGCCGCCGCCGCCGUACAGCGCCAUCCUGGCCCAGCUGAGCGGGCCCCGCGGCCGCCUGGGCUCCAGCAGCCUCACCCUCUCGCCCAGCUCGGAGAACUACACCAGCUGCUCCUGCGAGUCGAGCUGCGCCACGUCCCCCAGCAGCACCUCGCUCUCGGUGCAGGUGACGGACGAGACGGAACGUAGCCAGGCCAGCACGCCCAGCGAGGAGGGUGGCACCAGCAGCACCGGUACCGGCGCCAGCUGGGAUCUGCCCCCCGAGGAGGCACCAGCCCGCGGGGCCCCGCACAAGCACGCCCUCUUCUCCUCCACCGUGGACUUCUUCGAGGCCGAUUGCCACCCCUGCUCCGACAUCGAGGAGGGCGAGGAGGAGGAGGGCGGCGCGGCCCGGGAGGAAGGUGGCAGCGGCGGCGAGCAUUUCCGGCACCGGCGCCUGACGGGGGACUCGGGCAUCGAGGUGGGGCGCUGCCAGGAGGAGGAGGAGGGCGAGGGUGAGGGCACCCACCUCCUGGGCAAGGCCGGCCCCGCGCCCCCCUCCCGCUGCGGGCUGCCGGGCCAGGGGGGCGGCGAGGGGCCCAGCUCGCCCGCCCUGCCUGUCUGAGCUGGCACUCGCCGGCUGUGCCCUGCCCUCCCCGCUGCCUGCUCGCUUGCCUGGCCCCGUCCUGCUGCCUGCUCCCCCCCCGUCCCCGCCUUGGAGCAGCUGGGGGGGGGGAUGGAUGCGGCAGGGGUGACUUCCCCCCCCCCCCC